Messenger RNA from Schistocerca serialis cubense, 1086 nucleotides. RefSeq names its product sepiapterin reductase (gene Sptr). Gene Ontology annotation, molecular function: sepiapterin reductase (NADP+) activity. The record is from RefSeq and is a predicted model, not a curated record. Gene Ontology annotation, biological process: tetrahydrobiopterin biosynthetic process. The coding region runs from base 124 to 954 and encodes 276 amino acids. The transcript is spliced from 3 exons. NCBI's taxonomy places the organism in Eukaryota, Metazoa, Arthropoda, Insecta, Orthoptera, Acrididae.
CGGCGUACCGGCGUCCGGCCACGGUGUAGCAAGUAGAAACGAAGGAAUCUCGAGUCAGUGAGCACCUGUGGCAUCAAAGAGCGGUUGAUUUGACGUGUUGGUAAUUCAUUCGAGGGACUGACGAUGCCUGAGACGAAUAACGAGUGCGUGGGCGGCAGCGCUUGGGGGCGGCGCUCACUGGUGGUGGUGACGGGCGCGAGCCGCGGCAUCGGGCGCGCCGUGGCGCUGGAGGCUGGCCGGCGCGUGGGCCAGGGCUCGCUGAUGGUGCUGGUGGCCAGGAACGCGGACGGGCUGGGCGCCACGGCCGAGGCGGUGCGCCGCGCCAACGCCGCCGUCUCCGUCGUCUGCAAGCAGGCCGACCUGGAGCGCGACGUCGCACCCGACCUGCUCAGCGAUGCCGUGAGCCAGGCCGAGUGCGGGGACACAGCAGACUACAAGGUGGCCAUGAUCGUGCACAGUGCUGGCUCUGUUGGUGACCUGUCAGAGGGUACUGCACAGUUAGCAGACAGUGCCAAAUGGACCUCUUACCUGGCACUUAAUGUGUCUUCCGCUGCAGUGCUGACCGCGCAGUUCCUGGCUCUGCUACCACAGGGGGAUAAUGGCCCACGGCGUUACAUCGUCAACAUCACAUCUCUAGCUGCCGUGGAACCCUUCCCAUCUCUGGGGUACUAUUGUGUGGGCCGCGCUGCUCGUCAGAUGUACUUCUCAGUUCUGGCUGCUGAGAAUGCAUCACUGGCUGUGCUAAACUAUUCACCUGGUGUUGUGGACACAGACAUGGUGGCCAGUAUAGAAAAUGGUGCCUCAGACCCAGCCAUCCGUAACAGCUUCUCGGAUAUGCGCAAGCGUGGUGACAUUGUUUCCCCGGAGAAGACAGCUGCUCGUCUGGCUGCUGUGCUGGAGACAGGUGCCUUCCAGUCAGGGAAGCGCAUUGACUACUAUGACCUCAAGGACUAGAUGCCUUAGCUUCCUCUCUCUGCAGUACCUAGCUGUAGCGGAACAUGAAGUGCCAGUCUGAUGCACUAUAGUAAUAAAUAAGGUGUGUAUUUUCAAAACUGGGCAUGUGACUUCUAACAUAUGUUGAAUGGA